This is a messenger RNA of Homo sapiens (human), 2389 nucleotides long. RefSeq names its product cell division cycle 16 (gene CDC16). Gene Ontology annotation, biological process: protein ubiquitination. The transcript is spliced from 19 exons. The record is from RefSeq and is a predicted model, not a curated record. Bases 189 to 1808 code for a protein of 539 amino acids. NCBI's taxonomy places the organism in Eukaryota, Metazoa, Chordata, Mammalia, Primates, Hominidae. Gene Ontology annotation, cellular component: nucleus; centrosome; spindle.
AGUGCACGGGGCCUGGGUGGGGGGUGCGGGUGUGGGUGGGGACCUGCGGCCUUCGAGUCCGCGGCCUUCGAGUCCUGGGGCGGCGGCGGCGGCUGCAGGCACGGGCACGGGCACGGGGCGGGGUGCUUAGGGUGCAGGAGGCGCGCGCCUAGCGGCGGAGUGUGGCGUGAGGCCGGGCCCGCGCCGCCAUGAACCUAGAGCGGCUGCGGAAGCGCGUCCGGCAGUACCUCGACCAGCAACAGUAUCAAAGUGCUCUAUUUUGGGCAGAUAAAGUAGCUUCACUCUCUCGUGAAGAACCCCAGGACAUCUAUUGGUUGGCUCAGUGUCUUUACCUGACAGCACAAUAUCACAGAGCCGCCCAUGCACUUCGGUCACGAAAACUGGACAAAUUGUAUGAAGCAUGUCGUUACCUUGCAGCUAGGUGCCAUUAUGCUGCAAAAGAGCACCAGCAGGCCCUUGAUGUUCUUGACAUGGAAGAGCCCAUCAAUAAAAGAUUAUUUGAAAAAUACUUGAAGGACGAAAGUGGCUUCAAAGAUCCUUCCAGCGACUGGGAAAUGUCACAGUCUUCAAUAAAGAGUUCUAUCUGUCUUCUACGCGGGAAAAUCUAUGAUGCUCUAGAUAACCGAACCCUGGCUACCUACAGCUACAAAGAAGCUUUGAAGCUUGAUGUCUACUGUUUUGAAGCGUUCGAUCUUUUAACAUCACAUCACAUGCUGACAGCACAAGAAGAAAAAGAACUUCUUGAAUCACUACCCCUUAGCAAGCUGUGUAAUGAAGAACAGGAAUUGCUGCGUUUUCUAUUUGAGAACAAAUUGAAAAAAUAUAAUAAGCCUAGUGAAACGGUCAUCCCUGAAUCUGUAGAUGGCUUGCAAGAGAAUCUGGAUGUGGUAGUGUCUUUAGCUGAGAGACAUUAUUAUAACUGUGAUUUUAAAAUGUGCUACAAGCUUACUUCUGUAGUAAUGGAGAAAGAUCCUUUCCAUGCAAGUUGUUUACCUGUACAUAUAGGGACGCUUGUAGAGCUGAAUAAAGCCAAUGAACUUUUCUAUCUUUCUCAUAAACUGGUGGAUUUAUAUCCUAGUAAUCCUGUGUCUUGGUUUGCAGUGGGAUGUUACUAUCUCAUGGUCGGUCAUAAAAAUGAACAUGCCAGAAGAUAUCUCAGCAAAGCCACAACACUUGAGAAAACCUAUGGACCUGCAUGGAUAGCCUAUGGACAUUCAUUUGCGGUGGAGAGUGAGCACGACCAAGCGAUGGCUGCUUACUUCACAGCAGCACAGCUGAUGAAAGGGUGUCAUUUGCCUAUGCUGUAUAUUGGAUUAGAAUAUGGUUUGACCAAUAACUCAAAACUAGCUGAAAGGUUCUUCAGCCAAGCUCUGAGCAUUGCACCGGAAGACCCUUUUGUUAUGCAUGAGGUCGGCGUGGUUGCAUUUCAGAAUGGAGAAUGGAAAACAGCCGAAAAAUGGUUUCUUGAUGCUUUGGAAAAAAUUAAAGCAAUUGGGAACGAGGUAACAGUUGACAAAUGGGAACCUUUGUUGAACAACUUGGGGCAUGUCUGCAGAAAACUUAAAAAGUAUGCUGAGGCCUUGGAUUACCACCGUCAGGCACUGGUGUUGAUUCCUCAGAACGCAUCCACCUACUCUGCUAUUGGAUAUAUCCACAGUCUGAUGGGCAACUUUGAAAAUGCUGUGGACUACUUCCACACAGCCCUUGGUCUUAGGCGAGAUGAUACAUUUUCUGUUACAAUGCUUGGUCAUUGCAUCGAAAUGUACAUUGGUGAUUCUGAAGCUUAUAUUGCACCUAACUGGAAAUGACUCAAACGUCCACCAGUAGGAGAGAGGAGAAAUAAAUUGUGGAGCAGACAUUAAAGACAAAUUAAAAUGUUAUGACUUUGAUGUGCAUACAAUGAAGACACUAAAAAACAUUAUUUCACCUCCGUGGGAUUUCAGGGAAUUUGAAGUAGAAAAACAGACUGCAGAAGAAACGGGGCUUACGCCAUUGGAAACCUCAAGGAAAACUCCAGAUUCCAGACCUUCCUUGGAAGAAACCUUUGAAAUUGAAAUGAAUGAAAGUGACAUGAUGUUAGAGACAUCUAUGUCAGACCACAGCACGUGACUCCAGUCAGUGGUCCUGGUCCCACUGUCCCAGUGUAGGUUAGUAUUCCUUCACAUCCUCUCCAUGGCUUAAGAAUGUCCCACUUCCUAACGUGACUCCAAACUGCAUCUCUACAUUUAGGAACAGAGACCCGCCUUAAGAGACUGGAUCGCACACCUUUGCAACAGAUGUGUUCUGAUUCUCUGAACCUACAAAAUAGUUAUACAUAGUGGAAUAAAGAAGGUAAACCAUCUGUUAUGUCUUUUUUUUUCUUUUCCAAUAAACUUUUAUUUUGGACUAA